Messenger RNA from Drosophila novamexicana, 1633 nucleotides. Its product is annotated as probable cytochrome P450 6a14. Gene Ontology annotation, molecular function: oxidoreductase activity, acting on paired donors, with incorporation or reduction of molecular oxygen; heme binding; monooxygenase activity. The transcript has 2 exons. NCBI's taxonomy places the organism in Eukaryota, Metazoa, Arthropoda, Insecta, Diptera, Drosophilidae. The record is from RefSeq and is a predicted model, not a curated record. The coding region runs from base 3 to 1502 and encodes 499 amino acids.
UCAUGUCGCUUUGGUGGUUCAGUCUCGGGCUGCUGCUCGCUAUCUUCGGGCUGCUCUAUGCCUGUCUGGAGCGCACGUACAGCUACUGGGCGCGUCGGGGGGUGUUGCAUGAGAAACCGGUCUGGUUCUAUGGCAACUUGCGCAGUGUGGGCAAGACGACAACGGUGCUGGAGCCGUUCCGCAGAUUCUAUGAGAAGUAUAAGGGACAGGCGCCCUUUGGCGGCUUUUACUUUGCACUGCGUGGCGCGGCCGUGCUGCUGGAUCUGGAGCUGGUGAAGCUGGUGAUGGUGAAGGAGUUCCAUAACUUUGCGCAUCGUGGCAACUACUACAAUGAGCAGGAUGAUCCCAUUUCGGCACAUCUCUUCAAUUUGGAUGGGCGCGAGUGGCGCGAAAUGCGCAACAAGCUGACGCCCACAUUCACCUCGCUCAAGAUGCACCAAAUGCUGCCCACAGUGGUUGAGAUAGCCGAGCGCUUCGUGCAGGUGGUGCAGCAAAAGGUUGAGCAGCACCAAGCUGCCGAGGAGUCACCCGUGGAGGUAAAGGAUCUGCUGGCACGCUUCACCAUCGACAUUAUCGGCAGCUGCGCCUUCGGCCUGGACUGCAACAGCCUGAACGAUCCGAACGUAGAGUUUCGCCGCCUGGGCCAGAAGACCUUCACACAGCGGCGUCAUGGCCGGCUGGCCUUUGCCCUCAUUCAGGCUUUUCCCCGCCUGGCCAAGCGGCUACACAUCAAAAUGGUGCAGGACGACGUCAGCGCCUUCUACAUGCGCGUCGUCCGCGAGACUCUGGACUAUCGCGAGCAGAAUGGUGUGCAGCGCAAUGAUUUCCUCAACCUGCUCAUGGAGCUGCGCAACGAGCCGAGUGGCGGGUUGACCUUCAAUCAGAUUGCUGCACAGGCUUUUGUCUUUUUCCUGGGUGGCUUCGAGACCAGCUCCAGCACCAUGGGCUUUGCGCUGCACCUGCUCGCCCUGCACCCAGAGGUGCAGCAGCGCGGCAGGGAGGAAGUGCAGCAGGUGCUCGCCAAGCACGGGCAGCUCAACUAUGCGGCCUUGAGGGAGCUCAAGUAUAUCAAGCAAAUCAUUUACGAAACGCUUCGCAAAUAUUCCAUUGCAUCCAUUCUACUUCGAAAGACCAUUGAGGAUUUCCCGAUUCCGGGCUCAACCUAUGUUCUGGAAGCCGGCACACCUGUCGUCAUACCAGUCGAUGCCAUACACCACGAUCCGGACAUAUAUCCGGAACCAGACAAAUUCGAUCCCGAUCGCUUUACGCCCGAGGCCAUGGAGGCGCGUCCCUCAGCCGCUUGGCUGGGCUUUGGCGCUGGUCCGCGUAAUUGCAUUGGGCUACGUUUUGGCGAAAUGCAAGCUCUGGUGGGUCUGGCUGUGCUGCUAAAGAACUUCAAGUUCUCUCCAGCCAAGGAGACCGAGAUACCCUUGCAAAUACACAAAACGAGUUUCUUCCUGCAGUCACAGGGCGGCAUAGUGCUCAAUGUGGAAAAGGUUUAACUGAUUUGUGUGUAAUAUUUUAAGUACUUUUAGACGUGCGCUCAAUGUAUUUUUUAUGAUUAUUCCCAAACUAAUUAUCAACAAGGCCAAGCUUGAAAUUCGAGCCGCACUAAUAAUAAAUAAUAUGUUUU